Messenger RNA from Pocillopora damicornis (cauliflower coral), 1283 nucleotides. Its product is annotated as fibroblast growth factor receptor-like. The record is from RefSeq and is a predicted model, not a curated record. Lineage: Eukaryota; Metazoa; Cnidaria; Anthozoa; Scleractinia; Pocilloporidae.
GGUACUCAGCCUUUGAUAAUCUUUGGGUCCUAAAUGUCAUUAAACAGAGCUCAAGGUAUCGAUGGCGCCAACCAGCAGCGGCGGCAAAAAACGUAAUAACUUUACAUGGAUAACUGUAUCUGUAGUUCUUGGCACCAUUUUUGGCCUACUGUUGCUUGCACUCAUCCUGAAAGGAAGAAGAAUAAUAUGUUUCCGUCAGACCUUGCCCAACGAUCGCCCUCUGCUUAAACCGAAAGAAACAGUCUCAACAGCUGCAAUAACAAACCCUCAGUUUUCUGAUCAAGAAAGACAAGAUAACACUUUACGGGGUGAAAUAGGAGUUCAACACUGCGCAAACAUUGAGGUUGUUGACCAAUCAAGUGGCCGCACUCCUCUUCUGACAACUCUUCAAGAAGAGCAAAGUCAUCAGCAUGAGAGAUGCACAGCAGCUCCCUACAAAAUCCCAAGACCUGCAAAUCCAUCUUUAGCUUCUGAUUUCAGGGGAAGCAUUGAACUGGAACAUCUGCACAACAACUUCUGCUCCCAAGUCGAUAAUUGCUCCACUGCCCCCUAUAAGGCUCCAAGAAAUCUAAAAUCAUCAUUACCUUCUAAUCUCAAGGGUGAGUCACCAUACACGCCAGUACAGAGUAGCAACGACUUGGAAGUGCCCUGCAAAAGCUUGAAACUGCUUGAAAAAAUCGGCGAAGGAGAGUUUGGUCAGGUGUGGAAGGGUGAGGCAAAGUAUGUGGGUCGUACUCAAGGUUGGUCAGAAGUGGCAGUUAAAAUGUUGAAAGAAGAAUCCUCCCUGUUGGACUCGCGAGAUUUGUGGUAUGAGCUGAACUUGCUGAAAAAACUUCAAGCUGUACCUCAUCCUAACGUAGUACAACUGUUGGGCUGUUUGACAAAAGAUAUCUUCCAAUGCGAAGGACGCGAAUUUAAGCCUCCUCUUCUUAUCCUGGAGUUUGUCCCACAUGGCGAUCUCCUUGGAUAUCUUAAGAAAAGUAAAGGAGAGACAGACGACUUCCCACGGAAAAUAUCAACAGAACAACUUUACAAAUUCGCAAGCGAUAUUGCACGAGGAAUGGCGUUUAUAUCAGCUCAAAAGGGAGUUGAACCACUGCGGUGGAUGGCAGUUGAAUCCCUGGAUAGAGAAGUUUUUACCACAAAAAGUGACGUGUGGAGUUAUGGCAUUGUCCUGUAUGAAAUAUUUACACUCGGAAAUUACCCAUACUCAGAAAUGAAGGGACACGAAGUCCAUAAAUACGUGUCAGAUGGUCACAGACUAGAAAGAACGUCACGUGUGA